AUGCGCGACCCCCCGGCGGCGCUGGCGGCGUCCCGCGUCGCGAGCUCGCUCGAAACCGGCGGCCCGGCGUCGCCGGCGACGACGUACAAGCCCGACCCGAAACGGGGCAAGGGCGCGGGCCUGCCCGGGUCCGACGACCUCUACCUCGACGCGGCCCUCGGGGCGCUGAACGUCGGCGUCGGCGCCGAGGGCCGGCCCCUGCCGAGCAUCACGUCGACGCCGACCGUCGCGUUCAAGCGGUCGCGCUUCGCGGGCCACGCGGCGCCCGUCGCGUCCGUCGGCGACGUCGAGUUCGUCGUCGCGGCGCUGAAAGGCGCCCAGCGCUGCGUGCCCUACGCCUACCGCCUCGCCGGGGGCGCGCCCGGCGCGCCGCCCGAGGGCGCGCGCGAGGGCCGCGACGACGGCGGCGACGUCGGCGUCGGCGACAAGCUCCUCCACUUGUUAACGCAGUGGGACGUGGAGAACGUGGUCUUGGUCGUCACGCGCGACGACUCGAAGAGCAUCGUCGGCGGCGAGGCCCUGGGCGUGCGGCGCUUCAAGAUCGUCAUCGACUGCGCGAAAUCCGUGUUGGAGCUCUGCUACCUCGACAGCCUGCGGCGGACGCUCCGCGCGUCGCGGGGCAGCGGCCCCGAGUUCGACGCCGCGGCGUCUUCCGUGCCCGCGUCGGCCCACGGCGCGGCCCUCUCCGCGCCGCCGCCGCCCGUGCCCACGGGCGUGCUCCGGCGGUCGCGGUCCGGGAGCUCGCACCCCGUGCCCGAGGAGGCGUCGAGCCUCGACGCGGCGUCCGUGGGGUCGUCGUCCAAGUCCGCCGCGCAAAAGCCGCUCCCGGAGAAGAAGCCGACGCGGCCCAUGGGGCCCGACGCGCCGAACAUGAUGUUCCGGCCCCGGGGGCCCAUGUGGAAGCCCACGCGGACCGCGUUGGGGACGACCGCGGAUUUACCGGAAGGCCGCGACGUCGACUCCUGCGGCAUCCCGCUGACGCGCGCCCUGGGCCGCGUGAACAACUUCCGCCACGGCUUCGACGCCCAGCGCGAGUCGCCGUCGAAGAUCGUCGCCAUGCGGCCCCUCGACGACGAGACGCUCUACGCGGGCUCCGUCGACGCCGCGUACCGCGACGACGACGACGGCGGCGCGAGCGGGCCGGCGCCGUCGCCGGCGGCCUACGACGACGAGGGCUUCGGGCUGCCGCGGUCCGCCGUCGAGCUCGUGCUGCGCUGCGUGGCGGCGCUCGUCGACGGCCCGCGGUGGAUCCUGCGGAAGCGCAGCGGCGGGCCGGCGGCGCGCGCGCCGCCCUACGACGUCGACUGGGUCGACGUCCGCUUCGCUUUAAGCGAGCCGGAGAUCAACGCGCGCCUCGCGUGCUUCGACGCGUCGCGGCCGCCGGGCGGCGCGCCGGCGGCCGUGCUCGGGUCCCUCGUGUCCGCGGGGCUCGGGCCCCGGGCCAUGGACCGGCUCCGCAUCCGGUCCUUCGUCGCCGCGGAGUUCCUCCCCUGGCUCUGGGCCGCGCUCGCCGUCGAGAUCGACCCGGACCAGCUCGCCCACGCCAUCUCCUUCCUGCCGAAGACCAUCGCCCACCCGGCGGGAACCCGCGACGACGUCGCGGGCGUCGCGGGCGCGCCGAAGCGGCGGAACGCGCGCGAGGAGCGCGAGCCGCCGCCCGCGCGGCCGCCGCGGAGCGCGGCGCGCGCCGCGGCGCCGGCGCCCCACGCCGACUCGCACCUCUCGCUCCCGGACGCGCUCGGCUCCUGGGAGGACGACUCCGACCUCCAGAUCCCGGGCAAGAAGCUCCUGCCGCCCGACGAGCCCGACAUGCAGAACCGCGUCGGGCCCCGCAUCCAGGCGGACCCCGACCCCGCGACGGUGCAGGAGUGCGUGAAUCGGCAUAAUAAGCUCGUCGAGCUGAACAUCGGCGCCGACGAGACCUUCCCCAUGGACGAGCUGCGCGCGCUCUACGCCGACGCCGACGACGCGCUCUUCAAGAAGGCCGUCAAGCUCUUCGACUGGAGUUCCAAGGGCGAGGCGGCGCUCGAGAACGUGAAGAUGUUCUCGCUGCUCAUGGUCGCGCUGCUGCACCCGUCGGAGGCGGGGAAGAUGGAGCGGACGACGUUCGACAUCGCGUUCGCGAUCUUCGACGCCGACGCCAGCGGCAAUUUGGAGGUCGACGAGUUCAAGGCCAUGUUCCGCGCGCUCUACCAGACGCGCGUGUCGGCGCUCAAGCUCGUCUACACGUCCAAGGCGGGCCACGCGAUGCUCCAGGAGUUCGCCGAGUCGGAGCUGAGCACGGAGAACAUGGAGUUCGUCGACGCCGUCGACGCCUGGGCGGCCAUGGACGACGCGCAGCGCGGCACGCUCGCGGCCGGCGGCCUGCUGGACCAGUUCGUCGGCGAAGCCGCGAAGACGCCCGUGAACCUGCCCGCGAAGGCGACGGCGAAGCUCCAGGCCGAGUACAAGGCCGCCGUCGACGGCGGCGUCGAGACCCUGGGCGACGCGUUCUUCGAGGAGAGCAAGAAGGAGAUCCUCAAGGUCAUCGAGAAGGACACGUUCGCGCGCUUCAACAAGGACCGGGAGCGCAUGGAGGCGCUCAUGAAGGAGACGUUCAAGGAGGUCGACACGGACACGUCCGGCAAGAUCUCCAAGGACGAGUACAUCGCCUGGGCGAAGCAGCACCCGGAGGUCCUCGCGUUCUACGAGCACCUCACGGCCCAGACCCACAAGAUCAAGGACGGCGCGAUCACCUACGAGGACCUCGGCAAGCCGUCCCUCGCCCACGGCGCGGGCUCCCAGCCCGACGUCGUCAAGGCCGCCGCGGAGCCGGAGGUGCCGGCGGCGACGAGAACUUCCCUCUACGGCGCCUUGGAGGGUGCCAACGUCGCCAUCGUGGCGGACGCCGACGACCCAGCAGCGCUGGAUCCGACGCGCGAAAUCGUCCUCGACGCCGUCGGCGACGAGCUGACGGCGGCGUUCGCCGCGAUGUUCCCGGCGGCGGGGCCGACGCCGCGCCCGCGGCGGGCGCUCGUGAACGUGUCGUCGCGCGCGUUCGCGAGCGAGCUCGGCGCCGAGGGCUACCGGCUGCGCGGCGCCACGAUCGAGGCCGCGACGGCGUCGGGCGCGUUCUACGGCGCCUUCGCUCUGCUCGGUCUGAUCCAGCGCCGCGAGCCGCUCCCCGCGGUGCGGACGAGCGUGCCCAGGACGCGCCUGCGCCACUGGGACCUCUGGGACGAGCUCGACGGGUCCGUCACGCGCGGCUACGCGGGCCGGUCGCUGUUCUGGCCCAUGGCGCUCUUCGAGGACGCCGCGCCGCCGCCCAUGGACCAGGUCUACCUGGCCCCGUGCGACGCGUCGGAUCCCCGGCAGCGCUGGUCCGGCGCGACGCUCGAGGCCGGCGCGUCAACGCCGUCGCCCAUCGCGAACGAGGCGACGGGCGGCUGCCUGACGACGGCCUCGUGCGCGCCCGUGCGCGCGCUGGCCUGCGGCGAAACGCCGCCGACGUGGUUCUACAACGCGACGAACAAGACGCUCGUCGUCGUCGCGGCCGCCGCGAACCAGACGUGCGGAGCCCACGGCGGCGAAGGCAACUGCCUCGACAUCAACGGCGGGUCGGGCCCGGACCUCGACAUGUACCGCUGCCACUCGACGGACGAGGGCGAUUACACGCACCAGCGGUUCGUCGUCGACGGCGCGACGAUCCGCUCCGCGCGCGAUCGCACCGCGUGCCUCGGCGUGAGCCGCCCGAACCCGCCGUGGGAGGGCGCGGCGGACCCGUGGGUGCCCGCCGGCGCCUGGAAGGCGCGCGUGUCGGACGCGCUGCGCGCGCUCAAGUCCGCGGGCCUCAACGGCGUCGUCCUCCUGGACGUGAACGCGUGCGGGCCGACGCAGACGCACGCGCUGAGGACGGGCCCCAUGCACCAGAUCGCCGAGAACCUGCGGCCGCUCUUCGAGCGCUACGCGAUGGCGCCCUUGCUCUCCGCGUGCUUCGCGGCGCCGACGGAGCUCGACGGCGUGUCCGCGGACCCCGCGGCGCCGGCCGCGCGCGCGUGGUGGACGGCCAAGGCCGCGGAGCUGCGCGACGCCUGGGGCCCGGGCUUCGGCGGCCUCCUCGUCAAGGCCGACUCGGAGGGCAACGUCGGCCCGGCGCGCUUCGGGCGCUCGCAGGCCGACGGCGCGAACAUGAUGGCGGACGCGCUCCGCGCGUCGUCGAACUCGUCCUGGCUGCUCUGGCGCGCGUUCGUCUACGGCACGGACGACGCCGUCGGCCAGGAGGACCUGGCGCGCCAGGCCUACGACACGUUCGAGCCCCUGGACGGGCGGUUCCGCGACAACGUCGUGCUCCAGAUCAAGAACGGGCCCAUGGACUUCCAGGUCCGCGAGCCCAUCUCGCCCCUGCUCGCGGGAGGCAUGCCCAAGUCGAACGUCAUGAUGGAGGUCCAGGCCGCGCAGGAGUACACGGGCCAGCAGAUCCACGCCGUGGGCCUCGCGAAGAUGUGGCGGCACUACUUGGACACGGACACGAUGUGGGACGCGCCGAAGACGGGGCCCACCGUCGAGGACAUCCUGACGACGCGGUCGAACUUCGGCGGGGGCCUGGCCUGCGUGUCGAACUUCGGCGACUUCGCGAACUACACGGGCCACGUCUUCGCGGCGGCGAACGCGUACGCGUGCGGGCGCCUCGCGUGGGCGCCCGAGACGCCGUCGGCGACCAUCGACGCGGAGUGGGCCGCGAUGACCUUCCCGGACGCGCCGGACGCCGCCCGGGUCGCCGCGGACAUUUUGGACAAAAGCUGGGAGGCGUACGAGGGCUACCAGUCGCCGCUCGGCAUCGGGUUCCAGAUCCGGGGGAACCCGAACCGCUUCGGCUGCGCCCCGAAGACGAACUUCGACGGGCGCCAGGCGCCGAGCUUCGGCCCGAACCCGGGCGCGCCCUGGAACGCGUCGGGCCUCUACGGGCCGGGCCGCGGGCCCUACGGCCGCGAGUGCCCCAUCUCGAACGUCAAGUGCCUCGCCGACGACUGCCUCGAGCACCGGUCGGGCUGGGGCGCGGGCGCGGGCUCGGACCACUACUGGCUCGAUCCCUGCGCCAUGUACGACUUCCAGAACUCGUCCUUCGACGGCCUCGGCUGCGACCGGCGGUCGACCGGCGCGGGCUCGCGCAUGGCCGGCGCGUACUCGCCCGCGCUCGCCGCGGUCCUCGACGACGCGGCGACGUGCCCGACGGAGCUCCUCCUCUUCUUCCACAACGUGCCCUGGAACCGCACCGUCGAGGGCGCGCCGCUCAUCGACCGCAUCGUCGACGGCCACCGCGACGCGCUCGCCGCGGUCCGCGCGCUCGCGGCCGCGUGGGACGGCGUCGAGGCGGCCAUGGCCGGCGACGCGCGCUUCGCGGGCGUCCAGGCCCGCUUCCGCCAGCAGGUCAACGACGCCGCCGUCUUCUCCGAGGUCAUCACGGGCUUCUACAAGAACCUCUCCCUGGGCAUCCUCGCCAAGGAGAGCAAACCGAUGUCACCGGCGCUCGCCAACAAGAUGCGCAGCGCCUACAGCGUCACCGACGUGUCCAGCGUGCGGCAUCACGACACGCGCCUCAUCGUCCACCCGCUCUACCCGCAGGGCGCGGCGCACUGGCUCCACCCCUGCGAGCACCUGCGCGCCUUCAGCGACGUCCGGGUCCCCGGCCUGCCCUUCGCGCUCCAGGUGCCGCAGCGCCAGGGCGUCGGCGGCGACGACACGGGCUGCGCCGUCUGGCGCGGCGCGACGGUGCUCGCGCGGCGCCUGCUGACGACGGCCUGCGAGGGCCGCGCGGGGAACGGCCGCCGACCCGUCGCCGUCGAGCUCGGCUGCGGCGCGGGCGCGAUCGCGGCGGCCGUCGCGAGUUAUCUCGGCUGCGACGCCUGGGGCACGGACAUGCCCGACAUCGCCAAGGACGCCGCGGGCGCCUGCCGGGACCACGCGGCGACGGCCGCGGCCGCGGGCCGCCCGCUCCGGGGCGCGCUCCGCGCGGCGCCGCUCGCGUGGGGCGCGGCGGACGCGGCGGCCUUCGCGCGCGAGCACCUGCCGCCGGGCCGCGCGGACCUCGUGCUCGGGUCCGAGGUCGUCUACGCGCUCACGAAGACGCGCGUCGCGGAGGCCAUCGCCGUCUUCGAGAAGCUUGCGGCGACGAUCGCCGCGCUGCUCAACGACGGCGGCGUCUGCCUCAUCGCCUACUGCCCGCGGUCCGACGUCGAGGCCUACUUCUUCGACAUGCUGCCGAAGCACGGCCUCCGGCUCCGAGCGGAAUACGCGCCCUCGGCCGUCGCGAGCGGCUACGACGGCAAGGGCAACGGCGUGCCCCGCGGCGUGCCCGUCGCCGACCUCGGCCUCGCGCGCCACCAGGUCGACGGCCUCCGCCUCUUCGCCAUCGAGCGCGACGCCGCGCGGGAGACGCCCGCGGACGCGGCGGCCGCGCCGCCGCCGCCGCCGACGUUCGCGCCGAUCGCCUUCGACUUCCUCCGACCGCCGCUCGACGACCCGCUCGACUAA
This is a messenger RNA of Aureococcus anophagefferens, 6510 nucleotides long. RefSeq lists its product as hypothetical. Lineage: Eukaryota; Pelagophyceae; Pelagomonadales; Pelagomonadaceae. The record is from RefSeq and is a predicted model, not a curated record. The transcript is spliced from 5 exons. Gene Ontology annotation, cellular component: extracellular region. The coding region runs from base 1 to 6510 and encodes 2169 amino acids. Gene Ontology annotation, biological process: xylan catabolic process. Gene Ontology annotation, molecular function: xylan alpha-1,2-glucuronosidase activity; calcium ion binding; alpha-glucuronidase activity.